GAAAGAAAACCCUAAAAUUCUCACAGCCACAGGGGGGAGAGAGUACCAGCAGUUUGAUCAACGGCGAUUUUCGUACUGCCGAUGUCGUUGUCAACUAGAUCUUCCGUGGCCAUGAACGGCGAAGAGCCACCGAUUGAUAAGAAGAAGGAUACCUCUGAGGCGUACCCGAUUCUGCCACUUCCCGAUGAUUUGGUAUUGAGUUGUUUAGCACGCGUCUCUAGAUUGUAUUACCCAACUCUCUCACUCGUAUCCCAGAGUUUCCCCUCACUCCUUUCUUCACCGGAGCUUUACGAGACUAGAUCGCUCUUAGGCCGCACCGAGAGUUGUCUCUAUGUGUGCUUAAGGCUCCCUCCUGACUUUAAGACAACUUGGUUCACUCUCUGCCGGAGACCAGAUCACGCCCACAAGAAGAAGAAGAAGAAGAAGAAGAAGAAGAAUAAGAAGAAGAAGUCAAGUGAAAAUCUUUUAAUCCCAAUCCCAUCUCUGCAAUCUCAUCCUGUGAACUCGUCCGGUCUCUUGGCGGUUGGCUCUAGUAUCUACAACUUUGGCGGACAUAUCAACGAUGUGUCUUUGUCUACCGUCUCAAUUCUCGACUGCAAGUCUCAUACUUGGUGUGAGGCUCCAAGCAUGCUGGUGGAGCGGGCUUAUCCAGUUUCCAGUCUUGUUGAUGGAAAGAUAUAUGUAGCAGGAGGAUGUGACAUAUGGAUGGAGGUGGAGCAUGCUGGUGGAGCAUGCUGGAGCGGGCUUAUACAGGCUCAGCAGGUAGAGCGGGCUUAUCCAGGCUCCAAAUGGAUGGAGGUUUUCGAUUUGAAAAAGCAAACUUGGGAGUUUGUGUCGAGCCCUCUUGUAGAGAGAUGGGAUGGUGGUAUGAACAGGAGCGCAGUAAUUGACGGAGAAAUAUUUAUGUUUGGGAAUAAGGGUUUGGUUGGUGUGGCUUACAAGCCAAAAGAAGAUAAAUGGCAAGGCAUAGGUGCUAUGACUAAUUUGGCUUUAGGAUGGGGAUACUUUUCUCAUUGCGUGGUAGAUAACGUUCUAUAUUCUUAUAGUAAUCAAGAUGGAAUCAAAUGGUACGACCCUAAGAUAGGUGACUGGUCAAAUUUGAAGGGUUUGGUAGGUCUACCCAAGUUUGCUGAUUAUAGUCGUGUUAAAUUGGUGGAUUAUGGUGGAAAGAUGGUGAUUCUGUGGGACAAGUCUGUUCCUUGUAGUGGCUAUACGGACAAGAUGAUUUGGUGUGCGGCAAUUGUGCUUGAAAGACCAAACAAUCAAGAGAUUUGGGGGAAGGUUGAGUGGCUUGAUGCUGUGCUUCAAGUCCCCAAGAAAUAUCAAUUCGUGUGUGCUCUUUCUGCUACUCUGUGAUGAAUCGACUCAGUUUGUGAAUCUUGAAUAUGGCGCAGGUAGAAAGAUUAGUUUUUAGGUUGCGUCGGGCAGCAUGAAUGUUUCGUGUUGUGAGACUAUAAACCAAAUUUCUUACAAGUUACUUACUGCUUUGGUUACAUUCUUAGGAAGAUCUGUUAGACUCUUUGAAGAGAGUUUGGUAAGGCUUUGCUUGCCUCUUACGAUCCUCCUAUAAACAAAUUGAGUAUGGCUUUUUGUGUUUUCAUUUACCAUCAUAGGUAAGAAAGAUGAACGCUUAUUACAGCUUUUGAUCUAACACAGAAGCAUUCAGACGGAA
This is a messenger RNA of Camelina sativa (false flax), 1672 nucleotides long. Its product is annotated as F-box/kelch-repeat protein At4g39550. The record is from RefSeq and is a predicted model, not a curated record. Gene Ontology annotation, molecular function: protein binding. Lineage: Eukaryota; Viridiplantae; Streptophyta; Magnoliopsida; Brassicales; Brassicaceae.